Messenger RNA from Episyrphus balteatus (marmalade hoverfly), 2815 nucleotides. RefSeq lists its product as uncharacterized. Lineage: Eukaryota; Metazoa; Arthropoda; Insecta; Diptera; Syrphidae. The coding region runs from base 157 to 2529 and encodes 790 amino acids. Gene Ontology annotation, molecular function: protein binding. The transcript is spliced from 3 exons. The record is from RefSeq and is a predicted model, not a curated record.
GCUUUGAUUUAAAAAAAAGCAAAGGAUGUCAGAAAUUAUAAAAUCUACUAAUUUAUUCGAAAAAAAUCAUAAAUAAAAUUAUCGACAACAUUAAAAUAAAGCCCUCGUCAAACAGACAGAGAAACAGAGAAUGGCAAGGACUUAGAGUUCGGAAAAAUGGAAGAACGAAAUAAUCCUUGCAGACCAUCAUCAAAUCCUUUAGAAAUCACAAGACGUCCACUUCCCGACGAAACUGUUUCGGUAAAUUUUAGUACAGUGCCACCAUUUAGGGACUAUAACCCAUUACCAUCAACACCUCCACCAUCAUACACUCCACGAAAGCCCGACCAUCAUCAGGAUUUUAACCGGGCACACCAACAAGUUCAUAGUAAUAAUGCAUAUAAUGGCAGGACACUGCCACCUAGACAAGAAGUGAGGCUGCAACAGGCAGAGGCACAACUAGCUGCUGCAGCUGUAUUAGCUGCAGGCAACAAUCGAUGUAGAAGACAUAAUGAGUCCGAAAGUAGUGACACCAGUAGGAGUAGUAGAAGCAGCAGCAACAGUAGCAGUAGUAGCACAACCAACAACAACAAGAGUAGCGAUGAGGACGAUGACAUUAACAAUGGACUCUCAAGAAGGAAUGCUGCUCUUCGAGUAAAUGGUGCUUACUGUCCAGAUCUCUUAAACGCUUGUUCAUUAAUACUCCCUUUCCAAGAGAGUGACUCAUCACCUGAACGCCAAAGUACAAAUCGCAGAAGAAGUCGCCAAUACAAACGUUCAUCGGUUCCCCUACAACGACGUCCUUCAUCAACAGCAGCAGCUUACUCAUCUUCGGACUAUGCUGAAAUUGAUGAAAUCAACAAUACCAUUACUUGCAAUAGCAAUGUUCUUACAUCAGCAAAAAGUACACCCACACUAUAUCACCAAAGAAGAUCGAUCAACGAAGGAUGUGUAACAAAUUCAAUAACAGCACAACAGCUGAAUCAAAUGGGUCAAAAUUUAAGCCUACGUAGGCCACGUAUAUCAUUGACUUGGGUUCUCAGAGAGCAACAAAAUCAGCACCAAUCAUCACCGCAACCAUCAGAUCAACCAAAUCAAACAACCAACAGCGAUCAUCAAGAUGCUGAAUAUCAAAAUAACAAUAAUCCAUCAACCAGACUUGAUGGAAAAACUAAUUUGUCAACGGGUCUGGACAUCAAAAAGAAACUCAAAGCUAAACAGAAUAAUAAUAAAGAGGAGGAUAAACUUUUCCAUGAGAAGUAUGUCAGCAAUCACAACCUCCAACAGCAAUUGCAGGAGAAACGAGAACCUUCCAAGGAUCUCAUGUUUGUAUGCACUCCGUCAAGACAGCCUAUUUCACUCAAGUCCGGCGAUACCACGACCGCACCGGACUCAACCUUGCGCCGACGAUUCGUUAUCGGUGAGUCAAAGAAAGUUCUCGAGAAGAAAUGCUUCAAAGUCAGUGAUGGCAAUGUUCUAGAGAAAUGCGAAAAAGAUGAAGCCAAGUCCCUCAAGGGUACCUAUUCAGAACCUAGUCUAAUUGCAGCCAGUGAAGGCCACCACCGUCGACAUAGGCAUCGCAAACGUCGAGAUCGAAAUCGCGUUCAGAAAUUCGGUUAUGAAAUCCGAAAUGUUGAUGAGUUCCUGUCCAAGUGUUCACUCGCUUCUCCAGGUAACAUUCCCGUGGUGUUGUCGUCAUCUAGUACGCUCUACCAAACCCGUCCCGGUGGUUAUCAGAUUGAAAUUCCUCUUCCCUUGGGCAUGGUUGUCAAUGCUGUAUUCAAGAACCAGAAUUGGCUUUAUGUACAAACUCCACAUGCUGAAGAGGGUUAUGUUGGCUAUAAUUCUUGCCUUCCACUUGGAAUUCUCCCGCCAGCAGCACGAGGGAACUCCACAUCGAAGCCAACUCCCUGUUGGGACACGAAUGGGGAUGUCUUUCCACGUCCCUGUGGAAAUAUGACAGAUAGCGAAAAGGAGAUACGCCUUCGUGGUGGGACAAGAUCAGAUGGAGCUCGAACCCCUCGUCUUAAACGAAUUCCACCAAGUGGAACCCUCGAACAUCAUGUCGACAAGUUGUAUCUUCGAGCUGCAAGUCAACCAAAGCUCACUGAAAAGGCUUACGCCCAAUUAAAGUCAACGAAUUUGUAUAAGAAACAAGCUGCUGCUGCUGCCGCAAAUAAGGCUAACGCAACAGCGACCCUAACCCCAACGCUCACCCCAGCUAUAGUCAAUUCUUGCAAUGCCUCUGUCCGAACCUCCAAUAACGAGUACCUACAACAGCACAAGACAAAGCUGCUGCAAAAGCAACAGAGUUUAAUGAGUCAGAAAGCUGCUUCGACAGCUUCAUCGGAGAAUCGAAGUCUGCGACAAACACUGGUGGCAAUCAUGAUGGACUAUGCCACGCAGAGUAUCACGCUACAAAAGGGUGAGAUUGUCACACUGUGUGAAUGUCGGGAAUCAAAGGAUCGUCGUCAGUGGUUUUAUGUAAGAACUCGUGAUGGACGUGAAGGAUAUAUUCCUGCCGAAGUGGCCGGACAUGGAUUUUUAUAAAUAACAAAAUGAGUAGAUUUUGUAGAUUAAUAUCAAAAAAACAUGCAUAAAUAUAGCUCAAAGCAUUUAAUAUGCUUUUGUCUACAAAAAAAAAAUUGUAAUUUUAUAAGGAUGUUAUAUUUUAGUACAUAUACAUACAUUAUAUGGCUCUUAAUCUUAAAACUACCAAAUGUUCGUAAUUAUUAUUUAAUUGUAACAGAUUGCGAUAAGAAAUAAAAAAUUAAAUAAAAUACAAAAUUGUUUUCGGUAAUCCGUUAUAUUUGAUAAGGAAAUGUGUAUAAUUAAU